GGCGCCGGCGGAGCUCCGGGAGGCUGCUGCGGGCGGCGGCGCGGGCGGCCCGCCGGUAUUUUCUCCACUUUGAGCUGGUGAAGAAUGGGAGAGCUAGAAGGAACAUACAGAGUCCUGCAGACUGCAGGCACACGCCUUGGGAGCCAGACCCCUGUGGGUGUGAGCACCCUGGAGCCAGGGCAGGCACCGUCAUCCAGAGUGCAGGACAAGUGUCUGCACAUCCGCGUGAAGCUGCUGGACAACACCCUGGAGAUGUUUGACAUUGAGCCUAAAUGUGACGGCCAGAACUUGCUCACACAAGUGUGGAAGCAUUUGAAUCUGAUCGAAUGUGACUACUUUGGGUUGGAGUUUCAGGACAUUCAGUCCCGCUGGAUUUGGCUUGAACCUAUGAAACCCAUCAUUAGACAAGUACGAAGGCCAAAGAACACAGUGCUUCGCCUGGCUGUAAAAUUUUUCCCACCUGAUCCUGGUCAGUUGCAAGAAGAAUAUACCAGGUACUUGUUUGCCUUGCAACUAAGAAGGGACCUUCUGGAGGAGCGCUUGACCUGCACUGCCACCACUGCAGCCCUGCUCAUUUCCCACCUUCUCCAGUCCGAAAUAGGAGAUUAUGAUGAAACUCUGGACCGAGAGCACCUCAGAUCCAACAAGUACUUGCCCACCCAGGAGCACCUUUUGGGAAAGAUACUAGACUUCCAUCAGGGACACACGGGCCAGACGCCUGCUGAGUCCGAUUUCCAGGUACUGGAGAUUGCUAGAAAGCUGGAAAUGUAUGGCAUCAGGUUUCACACAGCUUCUGACCGGGAGGGGACCAAGAUCAACCUGGCAGUCUCUCACAUGGGUGUCCUCGUAUUCCAGGGGACCACCAAAAUAAAUACCUUCAACUGGUCCAAGGUCCGUAAACUAAGCUUCAAGAGGAAAAGAUUUCUUAUCAAACUCCACCCGGAGGUCCAUGGAUCCUACCAGGACACAUUAGAAUUCUUGUUGGGAAGCAGAGAUGCGUGUAAGAAUUUCUGGAAGAUUUGUGUGGAGUACCACACCUUUUUCAGACUUUUUGACCAGCCUAAGCCGAAGGGAAAAGCUGUCUUCUUCAGCCGAGGCUCUUCCUUCAGAUACAGUGGAAGAACUCAAAAACAAUUAGUAGACUAUGUCAAAGAUGGUGGAAUGAAGAGAACUCCAUAUGAAAGGCGGCACAGCAAGACCCGAACAUCUUUCCGUGCUCUGGCUGCAGACAUGCCCAAACAGAGCAUCUCAUUCACCGAGGGCUUCAGGACUUCAGCCUCCUUGUCUUCAGCAAAUGCCUCCUUUUACCCGCUCUCCACCUCCCCUUUGGCUCCUCCUGGUCUGCCCAAUUCCAAAGACAGCAGCUACUCCCUUGAAGAUCCUCAGGCUGCCUACAUCAAGAGUGCAGCAGCAGAGAGGAGUGGAGGAGCCGUGGCCGACAGCCCCAGCAGUCAGUCCGCCUACCUCCCUGGACCCCCUGCGCUCCAGCCUGGUCCAGGCCUUUCCAUGGACAGUCCUCAGCCUCCACCCUCAAGCCAGAGGAGCCUGCAGAGCCUGAGCCCUGCGCUUCCGGCGGGCCUGGGCCCGGCCGAGCAGGCCUUGUCCCCUGUUGUGAGCCCUGUCCUUAGCAGUGCUGGUAGAAGGUGGAUGGAUGACCAAGAGGAGCUGAAACACAAGCGUGUGCCAGAAGAUGAGGCCUAUUUCAUAGCAAAGGAGAUCCUCUCGACAGAGCGGACAUACCUGAAGGAUUUAGAAGUCAUUACUGUGUGGUUCCGCAGUGCCGUGGUCAAGGAGGACGCCAUGCCUGCAGCCCUCACGACGCUGCUCUUCUCCAACAUCGAUCCUGUCUACGAGUUCCACAGAGGCUUCCUCCACGAGGUGGAACAGAGGCUGGCACUCUGGGAAGGGCCCAUCAGUGCCCAGGUGAAAGGCGAUCACCAGCGAAUUGGGGACAUCCUGCUCAGAAACAUGCGUCAGUUAAAGGAGUUCACCAGUUACUUCCAAAGACAUGAUGAAGUCCUGAUGGAACUGGAAAAGGCUUCCAAGGGCUGCCGGAAGUUGGAGGCCGUGUAUAGAGAGUUUGAGCUCCAGAAGGUCUGCUACCUGCCCCUCAACACAUUCCUGCUGAAGCCAGUUCAGCGGCUGGUGCACUACCGCCUGCUGCUCAGCCGGCUGUGUGCUCACCACCCACCCGGACACCCGGACCACGCCAACUGCCGCGACGCCCUGAAGGCCGUCACCGAGGUGGCCUCUGCGCUCCAGCACAGCCUGGCCCGCAUGGAGCACCUGCAGAAGCUGGCGGAGCUGCAGCGGGGCCUGGCGGGCAUAGACAACCUCGUUGCUCCUGGCAGGGAGUUCAUCCGUGAGGGUUGCCUCCGCAAACUUACCAAGAAGGGACUGCAGCAGAGGAUGUUCCUUCUGCUCUCAGACGUGUUGCUGUACACAAGCCAAGGUGUCACAGGGACCGGCCGCUUCCAGAUCCGGGGCCUCCUCCCACUCCGAGGCAUGCUGGUAGAAGAAAGUGAAAGCGAGUGGUCUGUUCCUCACUGCUUCACCAUCUACGCAGUUCAGAAAACGGUGGUGGUGGCCGCCAGCACCCAACUAGAGAAGGAGAAGUGGACGCAAGACCUGAGUACAGCCAUCCAAGCAGCUGAGAGCAGCAGCAACCCACCACCAGAACUGGCCAGAGGCCCCACAUGCACCCACAGCCCCAGAUCCUCCGACGAGCUCUCUCUGGAGCAGGAGUCAGAAGAGGAUGCCCCAGGCACCCGAGGAUCCCUGGAGGGGCCAGGCCAACACCGGACCAACACCACCAUGCAUGUGUGCUGGUACCGGAACACAAGUGUGUCUAGGGCGGACCGCAGUGCGGCUGUUGAGAACCAACUUUCAGGAUAUCUGCUGAGAAAGUUCAAGAACAGCAAUGGCUGGCAGAAGCUCUGGGUAGUCUUCACCAACUUCUGCUUGUUCUUCUACAAAACCCACCAGGAUGACUACCCCCUUGCCAGUCUCCCGCUGCUGGGUUACAGUGUGAGUGUCCCUAAAGAAGAGGACAGCAUCCACAAAGACUACGUCUUCAAGCUUCAGUUCAAGUCCCAUGUCUACUUCUUCCGAGCCGAGAGCAAGUACACAUUUGAGAGGUGGAUGGAGGUGAUUGAGAGGGCCAGCAGCUCACCGGGAAGGCCCCCAAGCUCCACGCAAGACUGCCUGUGUCCCUCCCCAGGACUGCAGGGGACAGUCAGAGAAAAGGAGUGAUGCCCCUGGCCAGGACGGGGGCUACCAGGAGGGCCGAGGGCAUGAAGUGACCCGGCUUCAGACACUCAAGGCAUGGGUCCACAUCGCUUCAGACAAGCCCUGAAGCCCGUACCCAGGCUGUGUGGUGAGUCCCACUGCCCUGCGGCUUCUGAGGGAAUUCCUGCCCAGAGCCUCGUAGCCUGGCCUACAGAAAGAUGAGAGUCCAGCAACGGCUACUCUGGACCCCACCAGCAUAACGAGAGGUCAAGACUCACGUUCCCUGUGACCUAGAAGGGCAAGGUCUCCACCCUGUCAGCCCCAGUGCUCCUAGCCGGAAGUGUGCGCUUACAACUGCACUUAUGUAAGUUACAGUAAACCACCUCAGCUGGGGGCUGUGGCCACACCUGGAAUCCUAGCUACUCUGGAGGCCGAGAUCUCAGGAUCUCUGUUCAGAGCCAGCCUGGGAUGGGAAAGU
Dipodomys spectabilis (banner-tailed kangaroo rat) is the source of this 3706-nucleotide messenger RNA. It is a transcript of the gene Farp2, whose product is annotated as FERM, ARH/RhoGEF and pleckstrin domain protein 2. The record is from RefSeq and is a predicted model, not a curated record. NCBI's taxonomy places the organism in Eukaryota, Metazoa, Chordata, Mammalia, Rodentia, Heteromyidae. Gene Ontology annotation, molecular function: cytoskeletal protein binding; guanyl-nucleotide exchange factor activity. Gene Ontology annotation, cellular component: cytoskeleton. Bases 85 to 3252 code for a protein of 1055 amino acids. The transcript is spliced from 27 exons.